UCUCUCUCUCCCUCUCUCUCUCGGCUUCACGUUUCACCUUCUCACUUCCUCUGCUCGGACUCCUGAAGCACGCAGCCCGGUGACAGCUCACACACCGUCCCGUGUCCAGCCUGCGUGCAGCUCCGACACACACUCGGCUCUGUUCAGCGCACGGUGGAGCCCGACUGGCAGCACACAGCGCUUCAUCCACAGAAAAAAAAAGAAAGAAAAAAAAACCCCUGCUGUUUCUGCCGCCGUGUCGCAGUUUGUAAAAGUAUCAUCAGGACCUCCAGGCUUCACAGACUCUGAGCAGGUCCUUUUGGCGUUGCUGGGUUGGAAGUUGAAGAACAUUUUGCCAGCAGAAGCGCAACGGAGCUGGAAAGAUGCUGAUUGGCCGGCGGUGGUUACAACGAGGUCACUAGAGGUCGAAACUCUGUUGAGGCUAACAUGGAACGUGAGGGGUCGUUGAGGAGGUCCUUCAGGAGUCUCCACAGCAAACUGAGGCUGCACAGCGGCUCCUCCUCCAGCCUGACCGACCUCUGCCAGGGGAGAAGCACAGCGGGGGGAGGAGCGGGGGACAAGGGGGGCACGGCCGGGCUGGCAGAAGAGUGCCGGGACAGAGGGACCCAGCAGAGGAGGGCCGGGGCCAACGCCACCUGGAACAGCAUCCACAACGCAGUGAUAUCAGUUUUCCAGAAGAAGGAUCUGGGAGAAAAUGAACUCUACUCUCUGAAUGAAGGAGUCAGGCAGCUGCUGAAGACAGAGUUGGGCUCCUUCUUUACAGAGUACCUUCAAAACCAGCUGCUCACUAAAGGCAUGGUCAUACUGAGGGACAAGAUCCGCUUCUAUGAAGGUCAGAAGCUGCUCGACUCUCUGGCUGAGACGUGGGAUUUCUUCUUCUGUGAUGUCCUGUCGAUGCUGCAGGCCAUCUUCUACCCUGUGCAGGGUAAGGAGCCAUCAGUGCGCCAGCUGGCUCUGCUCCACUUCAGGAACAUCAUCACUCUCAACCUGAAACUAGAUGAGGCUCUGUCCCGACCCCGAGCCCGGGUCCCACCUUCCAUCAUACAGAUGCUGCUAAUACUACAGGGCGUGCAUGAGUCGAAGGGUGUAACAGAUGACUAUCUCCGCCUGGAGGCUCUCAUCCAGAAAGUGGUUUCUCCUUACCUGGGGACUCAUGGGUUGUAUUCCAGAGAUGGAUCUGCCAAUCUGCACUACUCCUCCUGUCUGCUAGAGAAGCGUCUGCAGCGCUCCUGGCCGACCAAACCAGGAGACCCCCCCGUCGCAAAGAACCCGGUGGUUCGCUCCAAGAGCUACAACGUCCCCAUGCUGACCCCUGUGGUGGAGUACGACAUGGACUCACCCACAGGAGGAAGUGCUGGCAUCAGACGCCACUCGGUCUGCGAGAUGACUUCCUGCGUGGAGGAGAGCUGCUCCGUGGUCGAACCGGCCGCUCACGGCACCAGCAGCACCAGCACACCCGGCACCGCCAGCCACUCCCAGGCCUCCGCCGCCGAGGACAGAGCGCUGUCAGACGGUGUGUCGUCCAGUCAGGACUCCAGGCUGAGCCUCGGGCCCGGAGACGCUCCUCACGUCCUCCAGCCGCAGCAGCACUCCCCCUGCCUCCUCCCCGAGCCGUCCCCGGGCGAGGACACGCGUCGCACGGGCUCGCUGACGUCCGACUCCCCGUCCUCCUCCUCCAGGGUGCUGGCCCGAGACACGAGCUCCGGCCCCAGCCUGUCGUCCAGCCCGGAGAUCAUGCUGGACCACAUCCUGGAUUCUUUGGACUCGGAAACGGAGCCCGACGGAAUCUUUCUGGAAUUCUCCCGCCGCUGCUCCGAGGGCUCGACGUACAGCAGAGGCAGCAGCAGGCAGAGCGUGGCGUGACGCACACACACACACACACACACACACACAUGUACAGCAAGGACAAAGGGUGUUGUGAUGCACCCAGAGGCACACACACAUGAAAGGAGAUGCAGGGACAUACACACUCACUCUGAAAAACAUUGCUUGAGCCAUGACCGACAUUCCUCACUCUCUGUGAUGCCUGAUGCUGUUUUCUAUGAAGUCUGGCUCAUCAGGGAUUCUGUCUUUCUGUAUCUGUCUGUAUGAUGCAGUCGCCCUUUUCCUAAAAAUCAAACCUCUUAGUAACUGGUGAAUAAUUCACUCCGUAAGAUUUGUAUUUUUUGGGAUGUGUGUCACCAUUUGAAGACAUCAGCGCUGGCCACUAAUAAUGUUGGCCUCUCUGGGGAGCCAUAAUCACUCAUCACCACCACUCGCCUGUGUGGAAAAAUUCAUGAUUCUUGUACAUUUUUUUUUUUUUUUUAGCUUCUUUUGCUCUGAUUUGCUGCACUUUGUCUCCUUCGACUUCUCCUUGACCCGGUGUUUGUAUUGGAAUUUCUUGAAAGGACAGUCCUGCUUGAGAUGCGGCAUCUCAUUUUCAGAAGGGGUCCUUGUCCAACACCCAGAGGUGUCAUUUGUCAGCGGUUUCCAGAAUUUCAAGUUGUUCAUACAUGCAGCCUCCAUUCAUUUUUAAUGCGGAGAAUAGCUUUUCUGCUUCAUUCCUGUUUUUCAGUGUUCCUGAUCAAAUCCCCUGGCUGCCUUGUGUUAAUAUCCAUGUUGAUAGAGGCCUCAAUUCUCAGAAGUUAAAAAGAUAGAGUGCUUUUUGCUGUUUCCAUGAUGUAAUUCAAUGAAGGAAGCGACUGAAAAUUGUUGCUGUAUGUGUCCAAUAGCACCACAACCAGAGUGAUCAGGGGGAAAUUACAUAUAAAAUAUCAUGUCAUUCUCUUCUGCUGCUUUGAAGUUUGAAUAAACAUGUUGAAUUGUACCAGUGAAAUUAAUCCUGGACCCGCUGUUAAUAAACCACAAAGCUGAACGUU
This is a messenger RNA of Myripristis murdjan (pinecone soldierfish), 2858 nucleotides long. Its product is annotated as proline-rich protein 5-like. Bases 427 to 1863 code for a protein of 478 amino acids. Lineage: Eukaryota; Metazoa; Chordata; Actinopteri; Holocentriformes; Holocentridae. Gene Ontology annotation, cellular component: TORC2 complex. The record is from RefSeq and is a predicted model, not a curated record. Gene Ontology annotation, biological process: TORC2 signaling. The transcript has 10 exons.